Molecule: messenger RNA, 2120 nt
Organism: Dacryopinax primogenitus
Lineage: Eukaryota; Fungi; Basidiomycota; Dacrymycetes; Dacrymycetales; Dacrymycetaceae
Product: acetyl-CoA synthetase-like protein
Exons: 15
Coding region: 382-1917 (511 amino acids)
Biological process (GO): secondary metabolic process
Molecular function (GO): CoA-ligase activity
Source: RefSeq, a predicted model, not a curated record
CCCAUAUGAUAUGCUUAUUAGAUAUCGCCGCCUACUGGCCGAAUGAUCGUCUUCGAAGUUGAGGCGCUGCCCAAACUCUUCCAUGUUGGAUUACAUGCCUGAUGCGGUGCUUCUGUUGGUCUGAACCCUUUAGUGGGCCCCGAUCACAGUGAAAACACUUGGCAUUUACUCUGACAAAGUGUGCUACGGGCAUCACCGAGGGCCCAGCGUACCGUCUGAACGCCUCGAGGAGGGAAGUUUCUCCGAAAUACUACAUCGAUAUGGGGGUUGGCCGGGGAGUCCUUAUAAGUCUGCUUUGUUGGUCCUAUUCCUGGUAACAAGGUCGCUUUCAUUGAUGGAACGAACGGUUCACGACGCCUAACACGCGAUGCCUUGAAAGAGAUGUGUCUGUCGCUGGCGUAUGGGUUACGGAACAGCCUGGCGAAGAAGGGCGCCCAUCCCCUGCGUCGGGGCGACGUAGUCACGGUAUUCAGCCCCAACACCUUAGAGUAUCCCGUCAUGUUACUGGCUGCCACUGCUGCGGGCAUUAUUGUAUCUCCCACAAAUGCUACCUUCACGGCGCAAGAACUCGCUUAUCAGUACACCAACUCAACCUCGAAGCAUGUUUUCGUCGAUCCUACUUUGCUCCCAACCGUUCUUCAAACAUUCAAGAGCAUUGGGGUCUCCGAGGACGAGGCAAAAAGACGCAUUGUACUCAUGGCGUUUUCGGACCGUAUUGACGAGAGCCUGAAAAACUGGAUCAAACUAGACGACUUAAUUGGACCGCAGAAAGCCGAGCCCGAGCCUUUCGACGGCAUGCAAAGCAAUACGACUCUGUUUCUUCCCUACUCUUCCGGCACAAGUGGGCUUCCGAAGGGCGUGGAGACUACUCACUUCAAUGUGAACUCGAUUGUAACCACAGUGUCUGUUUCUGAGAUAUACGACUCCGACACUAUUCUUGCCAUACUACCUUUCUUCCACAUCUAUGGGCUUGUUCAAAGUCUGAUGUUCAACAUAUUUCGUGGCUCCCCGACGGUCAUUCUUCCGCGUUUUGAACUGAACAGCUUUUGCCGCACAAUUGAAAAGUUCCGCAUUACGUUCGCCUACGUCGUACCUCCCAUACUGGUAUUGCUUGCCACGCACCCGCUUGUGGACAAAUUUGACUUCAGCUCUUUGCGCUUAUUCUUCUCUGGCGCUGCACCACUAUCAGCAGAUCUCGCGUUGCGUGCCCAGAAUCGCCUGCGAGCACGAGGCGGUGGAAACGUAUUGAUCAUGCAAGGUUAUGGCUUGACUGAAACGACUUCCACUUCGCAUCUCAUGAUUACGUGGGCAAUCAAGCCUAAGGCAGGCUCUAUCGGCAGAGCUUUACCGAAUAUGCAGACUCGCAUUGUAGGCGAGGACGAGCAGACCGACGUUGAACCCGGCCAGCCAGGUGAGCUUUGGAUCAAAGGUCCCACUGUCAUGAGGGGAUAUUGGCGAAAUGAAAAGGCUACCAAAGCGACUAUCACGCCCGAUGGCUGGUUUAAGACGGGAGACAUUGCCGUUAUUGAUGAAGAUGGGUUCUACUUCGUUGUUGAUAGAAAGAAAGAGUUGAUCAAGUAUAAGGGAUCCCAAGUUGCCCCCGCUGAACUCGAAGGUCUAUUGUUAUCCCAUCCAAAAGUGCAAGACGCAGCUGUCAUCGGCCUGAUGUCAGAAGCUGAAGCCACUGAAGUACCAAGGGGAUACAUCGUACCCAAAGGUGGACUGGGCACCCUCGAUGCACGGGGACAGGCAAAGCUAUCCAGUGAGGUACAGGAAUGGGUGAAGGGCAAGGUCGCUCAUCACAAGUACUUGAGAGGCGGUGUGGUGUGUAUCGAGACUAUUCCGAAAGGUGCAUCGGGAAAGAUCCUCCGGCGUGUGCUUCGCGAUAUGGAAUCAGCCCCGAAGGCUAAGCUGUAGCGCUCCAAAUCAUAGGAGUAAGAUGGCGCAUAUCGGCGUUUCUCCAAAUACAGGAGAAAAACAUGUCCGAUAUGCGCGAUUGACAUUGUGGCAUACGAAUGCUGUCAUGGAUUGCGUAUCCUUAGUUCUGUGUGUUUCCUCUACAUGUACGAUAGGGCAUGUGGAUCGCCAGAGUUGCUAAUAAGGGUAGUGUAUUGCACGAC